GUAGCGGAGCCCAGACGCUGAAGAGCACUUUUGUUGGGUUAUCCCCCAGGGAGCCUUUCCGAAAUAGUGCGCGGAACGAGGAGGGCGGCGCAGUCUUCAUCACCGUGAGCGCGCAGGCAGGAUAAGCGCCCCCCUGUGAUAUGUGCAGUUGAGUACAGCGCGUUACUCCCCGGUGCACCGCUUAGCAACGCUUAGCAUUGCAUAACAGCACUCAACACCUUUCAACACCGCUAACCCCGCCAGCACGAUGAGCGAAGCGCCCAUGUGCCUGUUCAUCGCGUGCUCCACGAGAGACAACACGAGCCGGGAGUACAUCUACACGAUCCUGAAGAACCGGCUGCUGGGGAGCCACGUGUGCAUCGACACGAACAUCCUGGACGUGCCGACCAACCUGAAGUUCUGCUCCUUCGACGAUCUGCUCAAGUGCGCAGACGAUUUGCAAAAGUACGACAGUUACGCAUAUGGCUGUUUAAAAAAAAUAGAGAAAUUGGCAAAAGAGUAUGACGAAAAUAUAGAGCUAAAAAUUAUAUACCAGCGGCAGCACAUUAACAUAGAUCAGUACAUAAGGCGUUUCAGUUGGGACGAUGCCAAGUACCCCCGGAACAGGUCCCUCACAGAUACCAUCGACGUGAUGGUUAACAAUAUUACCAAGCUGUCAGACGAAAUUCACAUAAAGUCCAGCAUGCUGAGCGAUUUAAAAGAAAGGAAAAAGAAGGACGUUCCAAAAACAGACUCAAAUAAUUUCUUCCUAAAAAAUUUAAAUGAAAUUUUAACCCCACAAACGGUUAACCAGGCAGAUUUUAUGGAAACAGAGUACCUCACCACGUUGAUUGCCUACAUCCCAAAAAACUCCGUGGACGAUUGGCUAGCUAGCUACGAAAAAUUUUCUGAAUAUGUAGUACCCAGAUCGGCGGAGCAAUUUAAAGGGUUGGUAGAUAAGGAUGGAAAUACGCUCUGGAAGGUCUACGUAUUUAGAAAGUUUGCAGAUAGUUUUAAAGAAGCAGCAAAGGGGAAGAAGUUCGUAGUGAAGUCUUUUAAAUAUGAUGAACAGAAGUACAACGAUGUGAUGGAGUCUAGGACUAAGGUAGAGGCAGAGAUCAUACGGCAAGAGACCUUCCUACGUAGGAUGUGUUUAGCGGCUUUUUCAGAUAUUUUUAUUGCCUUUAUUCAUAUUAACAUUUUGAGGGUCUUCUGCGAAUCGGUUCUUCGCUUUGGAGUCCCCCCCAACUUUGCCUCCUUCAGCAUACGCAUAAAUGGGGAAAGCAAGGAGAAGAAAGUGAGGAAGAAACUGUAUGACAUAUUUUCUACCACAGAUUCGAUUGGGAAGAAUUACCUUAAAAGGUCCGACGAAAACGACGAGGAGAUUUACCCCUAUGUGUCUGUGGCUUUUAAAAUAUGA
Messenger RNA from Plasmodium vivax (malaria parasite P. vivax), 1399 nucleotides. RefSeq names its product vacuolar ATP synthase subunit C, putative. The coding region runs from base 248 to 1399 and encodes 383 amino acids. Gene Ontology annotation, biological process: proton transmembrane transport. The record is from RefSeq and is a predicted model, not a curated record. The transcript has a single exon. NCBI's taxonomy places the organism in Eukaryota, Apicomplexa, Aconoidasida, Haemosporida, Plasmodiidae. Gene Ontology annotation, molecular function: proton-transporting ATPase activity, rotational mechanism. Gene Ontology annotation, cellular component: vacuolar proton-transporting V-type ATPase, V1 domain.